Molecule: messenger RNA, 2916 nt
Organism: Besnoitia besnoiti
Lineage: Eukaryota; Apicomplexa; Conoidasida; Eucoccidiorida; Sarcocystidae
Exons: 1
Coding region: 1-2916 (971 amino acids)
Cellular component (GO): membrane
Molecular function (GO): lipase activity
Source: RefSeq, a predicted model, not a curated record
AUGGCACCUCCGGCUACAGUGGCGACGGAGUCGUCCAAUACGUCAUCGCCAGCGACCUCAACUCCCCCACAGGCAAUCGUCUGCAAUUCGGAGACCAAACUGGAAGAGUGGCCUUACCCCAAACUACCCCCUUUGACUAUCGAUUACGUCGAGCUGCGGUACCCUCAAAUUGCCAUUUUCCACAAUGUGAGAAAUCAACCCAUCGUGCGGUACACGUGGCGAUCAACUGCGGGACCUGCGCGUGGCGCCGUUGUUCUGCUUCACGAUCAAGGAACCCAUACUGUAUUUGAAUGGCUCAGGCACCUGCCCCCUCUCUCAAAAGAAGAGCGCCGUCAGAUGGAAGAAGAUCCGGAGGCAUCGGAGUUUGAAAAAAAAGAGUUUCUCCGCCUGCGUAACGCGUCACACUACGACGGUUCCUGGGUGGAAAAAUUCAAUGAAGCGAGUCUAGAUGUGCACGCCAUAGAUUUGCAGGGUCACGGCCUCUCUAAGGUUGUGGAAGGCAAACACUACCAGUUGCCUCCCAGCUUUGACGAAUUCGCGGAAGACGUCUGUUGGCUCCUUGAGGAGGUCUGUCGCCAUUCGACCCUUCCCAUCUUCCUCAUUGGACAGGGUUUGGGGGCAACGAUUGCAACGCGCGCGACUGAGCUGCUGGCGCGCCAGGGUAAACUGGGGAAACCCCACGUCAGCCGAUCUACGUCAUCGGAUGCACAAGACGCUGGAGAGAAUUCGGCUACACCGGAGACAUCGGCAAAGGACCGCGACGACGCCCCGGGCCUGCAAUACGCCACUGACCCACAGUAUUGCCGCCACAAGGGCAAGGGAAAGAAAGAUGUUCCCACGCAGCACAUCACCGUACAAGCACGGCCCAUUCCUAUCGCUGGACUUGUGCUGCUGUCCCCACUGCUCACGCUGAAAGAACUUUCCCCUGAGGAAAUGCAUAAGAACAAAGGUGCACAAGACGAGGGCAUCAUGUCGAAGAUAGCGCGCUGUUUCGGAUCGAGCGGCCACGGACCGGGCCCGUUGGCUGGCGUCUUAGGCUGCCGCAUGCAUCAGAAAAACCCGUUGAUGCCAGACUAUAACGUGUGGUACCAGCGAGACACUAUGACGCUCAAGGGCCUGACCUCGUACACCUUAUACCAACAGAUUCAGCAAGGGAUUGACUCAACCGUGCGGGAUGCCCGAUGGCUUCUGACACCUGUCGAGCGCGACUCUGCACAUACGUUUUCUUUGAAAGACUGGCAGGAAAAGCAUCGAAAAUGGAUGGAAAUGAUGCGUGCACAACAGUCUAACCUUUUAGCCGCGCUGGUUGCAAGAAAGCGGCAAGGCGAGCCCGAGGUCCCUGACCUUGCUCCAUGGCUCAAAGACGAGGACGCGGACAAGAAGCCAUGGCGACUACAGCCGCAGGCAGCAGCUGCACAGGGUGACGAGGAAAGCAUCGGAGAUGAGCCUGAUAAGAAGUGUCAGAGAGAGCGCGCCAAGCUCGCGUUUUAUCUGAACGUACUGUUGGUUCAGAGCCUUGAAGACUCAACCGCUCUUCCACGCGGCACUGCUUACUUCUUCAAAAGGAUUGGCGGCCGCAUACAGGCUUCGAGAGAGGUUCUCUCUCGUCUCGGCGAACUUCCCGAGGAGAGCAAUCGACUUGGUGCAUGCUUCUCUUGCGGGCAGCAGGAUCUUCGCCUUGGAAGCGGGGGUGAAAUCGCAGAUCUAACAGCCCUUGAUGGUGAUGACGAAGGGUGGGUUGAGGUCGUUUCAGAUCGUUCAUUCCGGGAAGCCACGGCUGCUCGGUCUUUCCAGGUUCCCUCCUCCAAAGGUGCCUCUACGACUUCUUUGUCACAGGUCAGCGGUCGAUCUCCUGCUGGGACGCCAGGCGCCCAACCACAGCCAGCUCAAACAGACACUGAAACACGCUCGGCCACUGUUUGUGGCAAGGAGUCUACACAGCAGCAGGAAGAGCCCAAGCCGCAAGUCUCCACAGAAGGAACUGAAACGGACUCAGGAGCACCCGCCACUUUGCUUAAAAGAGAAGACGCGAAAAGUGAGGCAGAAACACAUGCGGUUGUCGAAGCCAAGCCACCAGCGGGAGACGACGAAGGUGUCCAGGAGCGCGUGCAAAAACUCGUGGAGGCGAAUAAGCGCCUCGAUCAGGAUCUUCAGCUGACAACUAAAGAAAACUUCGAAGAUGACUUGGUGCGUUUCGGUACGACUGUUCGACCCGCGUAUAUGGUGCGGGCUGACUCGCUGGCAGACCAAGAGGAGAAAGGUGAUUUCGUUAGCGUGGAAGAAGUCAAGUGGGUAAAAGAGGUUCCUGCGAGAGGUACUGGGCUUUUGGCUUGCUGUGGAGUGUCUAGCACCCGAGUAAAACGCGUCGAUGUAGUUGAGGCGAAGGUGAGGCUGGUAGACAAGAUAGUCAUGAUGGAAGCGACGGAUGCAGUGAAGGCCAUGAUUGACGAGAUCGAGGAGCGUGAGUGUGCCGAAAAAGAAAAGGCAAGACAGAAGACUGAGCAGCGCAACUGGCUUCUGAACUGCAUCGCGGGUGGGGAGCCGAUUGAAAAACCUGCCACAGAGCCGAUACUCUACACUCAGAAGAAGCGCUGGAGACGGGCGCAAGGCGUAAUUGUGGACGAAGAUGGUCAAAAGGUACCAGUGGAGGAAGUGGAACGCCUGCGCAAGCAAAAGCCUGAAGAUUACAUGCGCCUGUUUUUCCGUUACGGAGCGGCAACCAGCGGCGACAACAACGCGCGCACGGCGCUUUGGUUGGUUCAGGACAUGUAUCAUUCCCUUUGCCAGGAGGACAAAAAGUGCCACCUUGUAUCGAAGCUCCUCGAUCAGUGGAUUUUGCCGAUCUUGCAAGAUUUGGAGGAAAGUGAGGUGAUUUGGCGAGAAGCGGCACACGCAGAGACCCCGGGUGACCAAUAA